Photinus pyralis (common eastern firefly) is the source of this 690-nucleotide messenger RNA. RefSeq names its product Down syndrome cell adhesion molecule-like protein 1 homolog. The transcript is spliced from 4 exons. Gene Ontology annotation, cellular component: neuron projection membrane. Bases 1 to 690 code for a protein of 229 amino acids. Gene Ontology annotation, biological process: synapse organization. Lineage: Eukaryota; Metazoa; Arthropoda; Insecta; Coleoptera; Lampyridae. The record is from RefSeq and is a predicted model, not a curated record.
AUGGUAUUUACUCGAUUAGGUUUAUCUUCCACAAAUCUAAUUCCAUUAAGGCAGGAGAUUGUGCGGAAAUUCAUCCUUAUAGAGCGUAAAUUGUUACCAACACCAUCCAACUUUAUUAUCGUAUCAUGGAUAAGAAGGAAGGAUUAUCAUCUACUUACAGUCGGUCUUACAACGUACAGCAGCGACGAUAGAUUUCAAGCUGUGCAUUUGCAGCACUCGGAGGAUUGGACGCUGCAAAUCAAAUAUGUACAAACAAGGGACGCCGGUUUGUACGAGUGCCAAGUGUCUUCCCAUCCGCCCACCAGUAUCUUUAUUCAGCUUAACGUCGUCGAGGCAAGAGCGGAAAUAUCAGGUCCCUCGGAGAAAUACCUAAAACCUGGUUCCGGUUUGAGGCUGCAGUGUAGAGUUGUACAAAGCACAGAGCCACCUCUUUAUGUGUUCUGGUAUCACAAUAAUCGAAUGAUCAACUACGAUUUAGAUCAAGGGAUCAACGUUACCACUGAGCUGCCAGUAAAAAUCAGCACGUUAACAAUAAGCAGUGCGGCGACGAGGCACUCGGGAAAUUACUCCUGUGUGCCAAGUAAUGCCCAGCCGGCGAGUGCGUACGUCCAUAUACUUAACGGUACGUAUUUUUUAAUUAAAUUUAUUGACACUAAUGGCAGAUAUUUCUAUGCAAAUUGCCUCCUGUAA